UUGUGUUUGCAUUCAAACUUUACGUGCUUGUUAAAAAUCAAGAAUAUCGCGUUGAAAUUGUAGUUUUUUGCGCUAAAUGCUGUGUAAGCUUAAAGUUUAUAAAUUUUUCUUUGCAUAUUGAUAGUUUUCGAGUGGUUAGCGUAAAGUUUGAAGUUCUAAAGUUGAUUUGCAAAAAAGCCGCAUCUUGUAGUGAAAAAAAAUCCAAUAUGGCGCCCCUGCCGGAGGACGAAAUAACACUGCGGCUGGAAUACUGGCCGGAUGAACUGAGCCCCGCCCAGAAGGCGGCAUACGAGAAGGCCGAAAAGGAGCACAACGACAUUCGAAACAAGCUGAAGGAUAUAGUAAAGGAAGCCGGAGGAAGGAACAUAUUUUCAGGUGAAGUUUUCACUGCUUUUCAGGUGUUAGGACCGGUUCCAGGUUUGGAGCAAAUAUCGAAACCGAUCACAUCGUUGCCGAAGAAAAAACCACCCCCGUCGCCGAUUGUGUCAUCCAGCUCUAAGCGAAGUGCGUCGCCGCUGUCUGAUCCUAGCAAGCGAAAGAGCCGCCGUUCGGAUUAUAAAUCCGAUGAUGGUGCGGAUACAGCCGCAGCUGAUUUCGUGCCGGAUGACGACGACGAAGAAUAUAUUCCGCUAUCUAAACGAUUGGAAAUGAAACGUAAAGCAGCAAAAGAAGCCGCUGCCAAAGAAAAGGAUGCCGCCAGGAAGAAGGACGAUAAAAAAUUGCCUGACAAAAAAGUGGAAACGAAACCACUCAAGAAACCGGAAAAACCCCAAAGCAUCAUGGCUAGCAAUGUUCGCCCGACAGAGUCCACAUCGAUCGGAGGCUUGCUGGUUGGUGGCGAUAAAGAACGCAAGAAAAUCACUGCCGAACCAACCGCUAUCGUCGAUCUUACCAAGGAUGACGCCGGGAAACCGGUGGCCGAUUCCCGUGAGAUCUCCUUUAGCAAGAUCCAGGGUAAAACAUUCCCGUCGCUGGUGGUCAUUGCUAGACCAUCACUACGUUCAACCGAGAAAAUCCCUGCUGAUCGUCCUCAGCUGGAUGCGAAAGUAAAAAAUGUGCUUAUGCAUACUGCAACCAAGUUCACGGAAUGGCUCAUUCAACAGGGCCUUGUGAAGUCCGAACAAUAUUGCCAGGUUCACCGCGGAACUGCACUCAAAUUGGGAAUGUAUUCCGAUGCGUCAAAGUUUCCCUAUUCUGGGGGAUACGUUUGGAUCAGUGAGUGCUGUCCGACAAGGUUCAUUUCUGUUUUCAAUGGAUCACUCUUCGAGGGUUCACCACAUCCUCCGUCGGUUAUACUGAAGCUUAUCUACCAUUGGAGCUGUCAGACGAACGUUUCCAAUGUGGUCAACUGGGUGAAGGUGGAUAACCUGUACGUGAAGGGGCUCUACACUUGGUUGCGAUCGAUUUGCACCGUGGCGCUCAGUCAGCAUAUGAAACUGCUGGGCGGUAUAGGUAAAAAGAUAGAGGUUGGAGUAAUCUCACUCGGGACGACCACUCAGGAUGGUCAACAACGUCAGGUUAAGGUGGAAGUUCUUGGCGUGCUCGAUCCCGAAGCUAAGCUUGUCCGGCUACGUGCCGUGGAGCCGCUGAGCGAUGGUGAACGCAACUACAAGAAACGAUUUUCAAAAAUUCUAGAGCCGCUGAGCGGUUGGGUACAUAAGGACAGUGUGAUUCUAACAGAUCUUACGGUCGAUAAAGGAACACUGAAUAACAUGGGUUACAAGAUUGUCCAGCAAGUGUCUCCCGCGGAUUCUACCGCUAAGAACAGCAACGCCAACAUUAUGGACUAUUUGCGACGCAUCGUGCCGCGCAUGUUCCAGAAUACGUUGUCUUUGCUUUCGCGACAAAUCAUUCAGCAGUUCCUGAACGAGUUGGUGUGGCGUGAAUCGUUCGGAAACUCUCCCGGACAGACGUUCGAUAACAUUGUAAUGCAUAUCGCCGAACAGACGAAGAUCGAAACGAGGGACAAUCUGGUGACACGGCUGAAUAAGGCUGCAGCGGAUCCGUUUAAGCACUGGACCUAUCAGAUAGAGUCGUUCAGUUCACCGAAGCCAUCGGGUGCCAAACGAGGACGGAAGCCCAAGGAACCAUCUCCCCCACUGGCCGCUCCGGAGGCCCCGAAAAAGAUUAUCCUGAAAAAGCUGAAACGAGAAGAGGAAAAAUCGGCAGCAUCGGUCAGCAGCAGCGGUAGUGGCGCCGCCAGCAGCAACGCCAGCGGCAGUCACACCAGCGGCCCAGCGAAGAAGGCUCGCCCGGCGGUGGAGGAAAAGGAAGAGUUGGUUCCGUUGGAAUCCUACUACUACGGACAGCUGGAACCGCUGGCCGGUGGCGAAACGCUGAAGGAAGGUGCCGAACCGGCUGCGUUCAGCGUUACUUGUCCGGAGUGUCCAACGACGUUCCGAAACAACGUCGACUUCCAGGAUCAUCUGUUCCGUCAUGCCAAUCCGACGACCGGUGACCACAUUCAGUGUCGUUACUGCUUGGAAAACUGGGGCACCGAGGAGGCACUGAAGAAGCACACGGUGCUGAUUCACUCGCUGGAGACCAAGAAUUCGGUUGCAUCAACGUUUAAUUGCUUGAUUUGUGAGCAACGUUUUGGAACCACUCAAAUGCUGGCUGCUCAUCUGCAGAAGAACCACCUGCAGAUGGAGCUGCCCUACAAGUGUGCUGGUUGCGACUACAAGAGCUCAUCGCACCACCUGACGAUCGACCAUUUCUACAAGAAGCACAACAACUCCGGCCUGAUUCAGUGUCCGUUCUGUUUGAAGAUGACGCUGGUCUGCAACGCCGACGGACCGAUCGCUGAAAACGUAAGCGAUUUCAUGAAACACAUGAAGGCCCACUUCAACAAGGCACUGGCGAAGAAGUGCGGCAAAUGUGCGCUCAGUUUCAUCACGCGCGGUGCGCUGAAGGUGCACGGACUGUUUGCCCACGUGGUUACGAAACCGGCGGCGAACGUGAAGUCAAUUACGAAGUCCGUCACUAAUAUUCCCAAACCGAAGCAUAAAGCAGUCGUUCAGAAGGAACUAACCACAUUUAAAACACUGGAAGCGUACGGUAGUGUGACCCUCAAUAUGGCUUGCGGUAAAAUUUGCCUCGAAUGUGACAGCGAUUUCGAUGAGGAUAAUCAUAUAAUUGGUCUGCUCAAGUGUUUGAAGUGUACUUAUAAAACGUCCUGUCUGCCCUCGAUGGUGGGCCACACGUCAUCGUGCAAUCCGAAUGCCACUUCCGACUAUACCGUCUAUCAACUUGAAGCAGAAAUGCACUGUAUCUGUGGAUUUUCGUCCUCUGAUGGCAACGCUUUGGCACGCCAUCUGGUGACAUGUGACCGUAAGAGUGUCUACCCCACGGUGGAAUCCUGCCAGGAAAAUACCGUCAAGCGUAACAUGCUCGAUAUGCUUGGGCUGGUUCGUCGUGACGACGAAGGAAGUGAAGAGACAGCGGCGGAGCAAAGUCCAGCUGCCACCGCUGCUGUUGCUACCACUCCAGUAGCUGCCGCAACCGGUGGUGAGGGAGAAACGACCACCGAUCAACAACAGCAGCCCGGCUUCUCUGGUGGUAACACUUCCAUAGCGUACGAUCCUUCCCAAUCGCUGUACAACAUUGCCGGAACGGGCAACGAGCAGUUCAAUACGCAGCUUUCGCUGGACGAUUUGGGACCACCGUCGGUGUUGGCACAGCAGCAGCAGGAGACUGAUAGAACUCCCCAGCUGAAGGACGACUAUCAGUCGUUGGCUACGCCACGAGUUUCUCAGAUGGAUACGGAUCAAGGCGAGUACGAUCAGCAAGAAGCUGGAUACUGAAGGAUGACGACUUGUAGUGGUAAGAACUUUCAAUUUUACUCAAAUUAUUCUCGUCUCAGAUUGUCCGCAAUGAUACUAUAACAUAUAAUAUGCAAUAGCAUAUGCUAUCGAUAGUAAUAUUAAGAGCUCUAUGUGUUAAGUUGAUAAAACAAAGCUAUUCAAACUAUAUAUUGGCAGAACUUGAAUUAAGAAGUAUUGUGGCCGUUUGAAGUCUACUUCGAAUGUGGGUUUUUUUUUUAUAUUUUCUCACUCUAUUAUAUAGUAAACAGAUGUUUUAGGUUCCACCGGAUUGAUCAAUAAACAUUAUGCUU
Sabethes cyaneus is the source of this 4114-nucleotide messenger RNA. RefSeq lists its product as uncharacterized. The coding region runs from base 207 to 3803 and encodes 1198 amino acids. NCBI's taxonomy places the organism in Eukaryota, Metazoa, Arthropoda, Insecta, Diptera, Culicidae. Gene Ontology annotation, biological process: regulation of transcription by RNA polymerase II. Gene Ontology annotation, molecular function: DNA-binding transcription factor activity, RNA polymerase II-specific; sequence-specific DNA binding. Gene Ontology annotation, cellular component: nucleus. The transcript is spliced from 7 exons. The record is from RefSeq and is a predicted model, not a curated record.